Messenger RNA from Scophthalmus maximus (turbot), 2041 nucleotides. It is a transcript of the gene crebl2, whose product is annotated as cAMP responsive element binding protein-like 2. The transcript is spliced from 3 exons. Gene Ontology annotation, biological process: regulation of DNA-templated transcription. The record is from RefSeq and is a predicted model, not a curated record. Gene Ontology annotation, cellular component: nucleus. Gene Ontology annotation, molecular function: DNA-binding transcription factor activity. Bases 712 to 1104 code for a protein of 130 amino acids. NCBI's taxonomy places the organism in Eukaryota, Metazoa, Chordata, Actinopteri, Pleuronectiformes, Scophthalmidae.
GUUAUGAAACAUGAAGUUAUGAAAGUCCGGUCCGAGCUGAGAGACGUUCACGGACCGGAGGUUCACCGGUCACGUCAGCUGAUCGAAGAACCUUGGACCGAGUCUAAGCUCCGUCCGGAUGUUCAUCGACAUUUCUCCGUCGGUACGUGAACGUCCCUCGGGUCCGCGACACCGAGCGACCGUCCGACUCCGGUCCGGUCCGGUCCGACGGUCGCUUCACGUCUCCGUCGGUCAACGCUCACACUCGGGGACCAACUUUAAACUCGAGGCCCGUUAACGGAACUUCACCAGACGUCGCUGAAACUCACCGUUUGAACAAACAACUCGACGUCAACGUCCGAACGGCGGCGGAGCUUCGUCCGGCCCGGUUCCGAGCGGAGGCUUCACCGGGGCAGAGAGCUCACGAGCCGCGGGUCGUCGGUGCUCCGGUCGUCGGUGCUCCCGCUGCCUCGAGCGAUGAGGUCACCGCGGUAAAAAUACAGAGAUGUCGUCAUCGCGGCUCGAGUCACAUCGGAGCUGCUUAAAGGCGCAGCGACGUGACGUCGUCACUGAGCGACACGUACAUGCGGGCCGUGCUGGGGGCGCUGUCGAACCGCGUCACUGAACCUGGAGACUUUUCACUAUUUGAUUCAUGUUUCAUUCAUGUUUGGUUCAUGUUUGAUUCAUGUUUUGGUAAAAAAAAAAGUGUCAAAACACAGACUGUGAAUAAAGAUGGCCGACAUCAUCAUGACCGCCCCCUGGCGUCUGGCUGCAGUACAGAUGGUGGCUGGUAAAGUGAAGAAACCCGGGAAACGCGGCCGCAAACCUGCAAAGAUCGACCUGAAGGCCAAACUGGAGCGGAGCCGCCAGAGCGCCAGGGAGUGUCGGGCCCGGAAGAAGCUGCGGUACCAGUACCUGGAGGAGCUGGUGUCGAGCAAGGAGCGGGCCAUCUGCGCCCUGAGGGAGGAGCUGGAGAUGUACAAGCAGUGGUGCUCGGCCAUGGACCAGGGGAAGAUCCCGUCAGAGAUCAAAGCUCUGCUGACCGGCGACGAGCAGAAGACGCCUCAUCAUGGCGGCGGCGGCACCAAGUCGUCCAAGAGCAACAAGAACAGCGGUCAGGGUUAAGCCCCGCCCCCUGCGAUGGGGAAAGCCCCGUCUCCGAUGGAGGAGGUUUCACACUGACGAGGCGACGCUUCAGUCAAACUGCUGCUGUCAAUCAUCCACAGGAAGUUACACACAGGAAGUUAAACUCUUUUUUUCUCUCCCUCCAGUUUCCCGUGAAGCGUCUCGCUCCUGAUUCGUCUGACGGAUCAGACGUCGUCAUGGCGCCGCAGCUUGUCUGUCGUCAUGUGACUUAUUAACCACAGAUUAUGAUAAACUUAAUAAAACAUAAUUAAUAUCACGUUAUGUCUAGAACGAUGUUCACAGAGGAACUGAAACUGAAACUGAAUUUACUCGAUUACAUUUGUUCUCUGAUUGACAGUUAAGGCCUGAGAGUCAAGCACAGAUCCAUCAAAAUAAUCAAAUCAUGAUGGACAGUUAUCGUCACAAGUCACAUGACGGACUGACAGACAGGUAACAGGAAGCGACGCCAUGGCGACGGUCGAGGACUCGUGAUGUUUGUGACGCGUGAAUGUGGCUUCAGUUUAUUAUUUUAUUUAUGUUUUUUAAACGUUGGUCUGAUUCUGUGGACACGCGGUGUCGGGGUAGAGGUCAGAGGUCAGCAGUAGGAUGAAAGGCGUCAGAUCUAUUUUUGUAUUUUGUAUCGUGUCGCCGAAGGAAAAGUCAAACUUUUUGCUUCUUGUUGGUGAGACGAUGAAAAAAGAUUAAAAAACUGCAGCUUUUGAUUAUUUUAUUAUAUUUACGUUACUACUUCUUCUGUCUGAGUCAAUGUUCAGAUUUAACUUCAGACCAACAAGUUCAAACUGAUCUUCUUGUUUUGUUGUGAUGAGAAUCGUCAGUGACGUUUUUGCACUUUCUUCACUCUGGCACUUUGUCGAUGGUUCAACUGAACUUUGCUCUUUUUGUCGCUCAAAGAAAAUAAACGUUUGUUUGACUGUAA